AUGUCGGUGGCAAUUUGUUCAGCUGGAACCGGAGGAUUAGGGGAAACGAUUGAUCUGGGGGAAGCUCCGGAGCCUGACCUGGGAUACGGGCGGGUGGGAUUUCUCGAAGCAUCGAUGUAUGCGCAAGAGGGGGAAGACGACGGCGACGAAGACGAAGAGGAGGAUGAGGAGACGAUGUCCGACUAUGAAGAAGAUGAAGACGAGGAGUCUCCUGCGUACGGAGCGAUCCCGGGGGUGAGGAUCAUGGCGUCUAGCGAACGCAGGAGCCCUAGUCCGACUGCCGUACCUCUGCGGAGCUGUUUGAAGAAACAGAAAGCCGAGGUGCUCUUGGUAGCGAGAGCGGAAGACGAUGCUGAGGUUGCGGUCGAGCUGGAUCUGGAGGUCGAAGUCGAGGUGGAGAUCGAAGAGUAUAUGAUGGCGGGACUGUUGAGCGGGACGGAACGCAAACAACCGCAAGAGGUGGAGGAGAUGGAUGAGGUGGAUUGGCAGUGGAGGACGUUGCCUUUCCUUCUACCUACACGGGGCCGAUCGGAUUGGUCCCCGUUUGUGCAUCAACACUUGGCCGACGGAGACUGCGUCGAGUCGUGUGAUCCGCUCGCCGAGCUCAGCGGGUUCUUGAGAAAUGCAUUGUUCGAUCAUGGCCGAGGACGGGAUCGGAGGAGCAGGAAGUUCUGUCCGACAAAGGUCCGAUCGGGAUCAUCCACUCCGUCCUCACCUAGAUCCUUGAGCGGGCUUCUCACCCCGCCAUUGGAUGAUCACGAUGGGAAGAUCCAAUUUUACGCGGGAGAGUACGGUUUCGGGCACAAAACGGUCGACCUCUUGACGCCCACGGAUUCGGAGAGGUCGUCGGUUCUAGGGCAUGUGCAGGCCGUCGGUCUGAGCAAGAGGGUCAGGUUCCCGGGAUGCCCUGAGGCUACCGGCGAGGUCGCUCUUUGCUCUCUUUACCCUACCUGGUCUCGAACCGAGUAUGAUCGUUCUCCGCUCGAACCCCCCAGCGAAGAGGAAAAGGCUUGCAAAAUGCCCGAGCGGGGCAGUCGAUGCCUCUCGAAUCCAGAAGAGGAGAUGUCUGCCUACGCCGGUCGCCUCGCAAGCGAGUCCUUCCGCAUGGGUACCAUCUUCGAAUCCGAGGACGACUACGACCUGGUCAUCCUCCGCGAGACUGAAAUCCGCACGAAACCAGUGCCAACCAAUCGAGCAUGGGGAAGUUGGUGCUCGAACGACUCGUACGGUGGAGGAAGCGCUUGCGACGAGUUUGGGCUGGAGGGCAACUCGGGUACAUGGGGUCAAGAACAGCAGGAAAUGUACGAUUCGUGGCAGGCUGAAGGCGAACUCGGGUCAUCACUGUUCUCCGGCGAGAUGACAGGGUACUUUGGUGGCGCCACACCUACCGACAGCGAUCGGUCGAGUGACGAGGAAGAGUCUAGUAGCAAGCACAUCGGAUGUGAGGAUGACGACGACGACGAUUGUUGGGAAGCUUGGUUGGACGCGAGGAAUUCGAACAAGGCGACUGCCUUGAAAGAGGCCGAGGCCGCUGUACUGCCCAAGGUGGAGCUUGAGGAUCCCAAGGUAUCGGAUACCGAGGCUCAAGUCGUUGUCAUCGCCAUGGGUUCGACGGCUACUGCUGUCUCAGCAGCAUCUACGCCAUGUGCUCAGAUCCCUAGCAUUACCUCAACGAGCACUCCGGCUCUCUUACCAACCCCCGACUAUGGCAAACUGCACGACAGCGUGUAUGACCCUGCCGAAGACAGCUUCAUCCUCCUCGACGCUUUGGAAGCCGACGCCGCUGAACUUCGGGCGAGAAAGCCAACGAUCUGCCUGGAAAUCGGCUCCGGAUCAGGCAUCGCUUCUACGUUCCUCUCAACUAUUGUCGAGCCCUCUUCUGCCUUGUUCCUCUCCACCGACAUCAAUCCGUACGCAUGCCUGGCGACGCUCGCUACCUCGAAUCUGAACCAGGCCUCCCUGAACCCCAUCAACACUAAUCUCGUAUCGCCCAUUCUCGAACGCAUCGAGGCUGCAGGUGGCGCCGACGUAUUUGUAUUCAACCCGCCAUACGUACCAACAGAAGAGGACGAGUUGACCAAGACGCAACUCGAGGCAGAAAUCGGAGCUACGUGGGCAGGCGGAGCCGACGGCAUGGUCGUCACCAACAUCGUUCUUGACCUGCUGCCGCGCAUCCUCAACCCGAAUGGCGGCACAUUAUAUCUCGUCGCCGUAAGCGCCAACCAACCCAAACAGAUUAUCGCCACAAUGGCUGAACGUGGAUUCGACGGCGAGAUCGUACUCAAACGCCGCGCUGGCAUUGAGUUACUGCACGUCCUGAAAUUGACAAGAAGAUGA
Filobasidium floriforme is the source of this 2337-nucleotide messenger RNA. RefSeq lists its product as uncharacterized. The transcript is spliced from 3 exons. Bases 1 to 2337 code for a protein of 778 amino acids. Gene Ontology annotation, molecular function: S-adenosylmethionine-dependent methyltransferase activity; protein methyltransferase activity. Lineage: Eukaryota; Fungi; Basidiomycota; Tremellomycetes; Filobasidiales; Filobasidiaceae. Gene Ontology annotation, cellular component: eRF1 methyltransferase complex. The record is from RefSeq and is a predicted model, not a curated record.